GACCCAAUCAGCGCGCUGUCAGUGUCCUCGCGGUUUUCAUUCAAAUCUACAGACAGAGACGGAUGCAGACGUUCACGAGAGACUACAACGGAAGACGAAUCCUCUGGUUAGCAGCUAGCUCUGGGGAACAGCCUCGUUUCUUUUAAGUCAGUGCCUGCUGGGUAAUUACAGUUGCCUACCUCACACAGACCUGUGAGAUAAGCAGCAUAAGGUACCUUUUCUAGUCAGUCACCGAUAGUGCAGUCCACUGCCACCAGCUGACAAUGGCAGAGGGAGAGGUGGAGUGGGAGUUAUGCAAAGAGAACAUCCAGCCUCUGAGAUGUGGCCGAGACAUCUCCGCCCUGCAUCAAGCACUCAGUCAGCAGCAAGAGGGCACCACUAGUGCCAUCAACCAACAAAAACAAGCCUUCGAGUUAGAGCUUCGGAUGUAUGAUGGAGAUGACCCUCUUGAUGUCUGGGAUAGGUACAUAAAAUGGAUAGAACAGACUUACCCGCAGGGUGGUAAGGAGAGCGGUUUGAAUCUUCUUCUGGAACGAGCAGUCAUGAAGUUUACCGAAGAAAAAAAGUACCACAACGAUUCCCGUUAUGUCAACCUUUGGAUCAAAUUCACAGAAAGCUGUCCUGAUCCGUUAGAUGUCUACCGGUACAUGCAAGCUCAGGGAAUAGGGACGUUGCAGGCGUCUUUUUACAUCGCCUGGUCUGAAGAGUACGAGAAAAGGGGAAACUCACGGAUGGCCGACAGCAUAUUCCAAGAAGGUUUCAAGUGCGGGGCUGAAUCUCUAGACAGAUUACAGCAAUUUCACAAGGCUUUACAGGCACGUGUGUGUAGGCAGAUGAUGACAUCAGUGAUUGAUCAGGAAACAGAUGAUGAGCCUGACGAGCCUCAGAGGGCUUCACUCAACGAGCUGAAAGCCAAGGGAAAGAAAAAAGCUGUUGCUCCUAUCAAUAGGGCGACUGGAACCGUUGGCUAUGCCAGGGGUCUGCAGUUUAAACAACCAGUUGGGCCAAGUCAGAACAGUCGACUCAUGAUAUUUGAUGAGAAUAAGGAGCACCCUGAGCCUCAGGAACACAAAUUAGAAAGUUGGGCAGCCCGUCCAACUGCUAAGGCCAAGGAGAAUGAACAGAAACCUGACAAAUGGACCAAUGUUAAGUUGCCACAGAAGUCCAGGUUUGGACAUAGUGUCGUCGCUCCACCACCAAAGCCAAAUUUCCAGCCCUUUGUGGAAGAGAGUGAUCAGCCUCCUGUCGUAACUCCAUGUAAGAUCAACCCAGCAGUGAACAAUGUACUUUCAGCACGGAGGCCACGUCGUGAGGAGCAAACGCCACUGAAGAGGCUACAAGAGAUGCAGCUCCAGCAGGAAGAUGAGGACAAAAGUGGAGAGAAGAGCAUGUAUUGCAAGGAGCUGCUUCUCAGUGGGGUCACUGAGUUUUCCUUUGAAGAGCUGCGUGCUGAGCGAUACCGCCAGAAACGCAGCCAGAGACUGGAAGCUGCCAGUAUUGACGCAAACAACCAAGAAGAACCACAUACUAGUCAAAAGGACUGACGAGAGCAAAUCGUCACGUCCAUGAGCUAGAGUCAGUGUUUGUUUUCAUGUUGUUGUACCUAAAGAAGUAGAAUCUGAGAAGUCUUGCAAAAUGUGAUAUUUGUGCUGUGAUUGAACGUGUCCAAUAAUUGAGUACCUGAAACCUUCUCCUUCAAAUAUACUGCGUAUACUGAUACUUGACUGACUGUGUUCCAGGUUUCUAUUUCUAUAGUUGUUCUUAUCCAUGUGAUUUUGUACAUAUUUCUUUUUAUAUAUAAAACUACUCUCAGUAUCUUGUGUUGUUUUUUUUAUAUGUUGUAUCAGCAAUUAUGUUCAAGUAUUGUCUCCAAUGUAAACUUUUUCAGUGGGGGAAAUAAAUAUUGAACACGUCAAGUCAAGAUAUUUCCAAUGAGGCAAUUUACAUGAAAUUUGCACCAGACAUCAGUAUUAACUCAAGAAAUCCGGAAAUAUAAAGAAUUACAAGUCCAUAAAUGAAGUUAUGAUAAAGUGGAAUGACACAGGGAAAAAAGUAUUAAAUUAUGAAUGGAGCCCUUUACCAGAAGAUUCUUGAAAGGAAUCUGCUGCCAUCCAGCAGGAUGAUCAAGAUGAGAUGUGGGUGGACCUUCCAGCAGGACAACGAUCCAAACCAUAUUGCAAAGGAAACUCUGAUGGCUGAUUAAUUUCUUCAUACAGGAAGCGUCUUGAAGCUGUCAUUACAAAUAAAGGCUUCUCCACCAAGUAUUAAAUACAUUUCAAUUAGCGUUUUCAAUACUUUUUUCCUGUGUCAUUCCUCUUUAUUACACAACUUCAUUUAUGGACUUUAUUGUUGUGAAUUCUUCAUAUUUCUGGAUUUCUUGAGUUAAUACUGAUAUCUGGUGAUAAUUUGAUGUGAAUAGCCUCAUUGGAAAUAUAAUUACUGAAAAAAAUGUUAACACGUUCAAUACUUAUUUCCCCCACUGUAUGUAAAUGGCUUUAGCAGCUUUUGGGCAUAAUGACACUGAUACUGUAUGACACACACCUUGGUAACUCAUUGCAACAACCACAUAGGUUAAUAAACACAAGCAGUUCUUUUUCAA
Messenger RNA from Ictalurus punctatus (channel catfish), 2599 nucleotides. It is a transcript of the gene bub1bb, whose product is annotated as BUB1 mitotic checkpoint serine/threonine kinase Bb. Bases 264 to 1544 code for a protein of 426 amino acids. Gene Ontology annotation, biological process: meiotic sister chromatid cohesion, centromeric; mitotic spindle assembly checkpoint signaling. The record is from RefSeq and is a predicted model, not a curated record. The transcript is spliced from 10 exons. Lineage: Eukaryota; Metazoa; Chordata; Actinopteri; Siluriformes; Ictaluridae. Gene Ontology annotation, molecular function: protein kinase activity.